Molecule: messenger RNA, 6295 nt
Organism: Scomber scombrus (Atlantic mackerel)
Lineage: Eukaryota; Metazoa; Chordata; Actinopteri; Scombriformes; Scombridae
Product: caskin-1
Exons: 22
Coding region: 16-4341 (1441 amino acids)
Molecular function (GO): protein binding
Source: RefSeq, a predicted model, not a curated record
CGGGACGGAAGGGACAUGGGGAAGGACCAGGAGCUGCUCCAGGCCGUCAAGACCGAGGACCUGCUGACAGCUCAGCGGCUUCUACAGAGACCUCGGCCGGGGAAAGCCAAGCUUCUAGGAGCAGCAAAGCGUGUGAAUGUUAACAUCCAGGAUGCAGAUGGGUUGUCGCCGAUGCACCAUGCUGCUCUGAGUGGUAACAAGGAGCUGAUCUCACUGCUGUUGGAGGCCCAGGCAGCAGUGGACAUUAAGGACCAUAAAGGGAUGCGUCCUCUGCAUUACGCUGCAUGGCAGGGGAAGACUGAACCAAUGAAAAUGCUGCUGAAGGCUGGCUCAUCAGUCAAUGGACAGUCAGAUGAAGGACAGAUCCCUCUGCACCUAUCAGCUCAGCAUGGACACUACGAUGGGUCGGAGAUGUUGCUACAACACCAGUCCAACCCGUGUAUCUCAGACUCAGCUGGGAAAACUCCAUUGGACCUCGCCUGUGAAUUCGGACGUGUGGGAGUGGUCCAGCUCCUGCUCAGCAGUAACAUGUGUGCAGCAAUGCUGGAGCCAAAACCCUCCGACCCCAACGGAGUGUCACCUCUCCAUCUCGCAGCCAAGAACGGACACAUAGAUGUCAUACGGUUGCUGAUUCAGGCUGGUAUAGAUAUCAACAGACAGUCCGAGUCUGGGACAGCACUACAUCAGGCUGCCCUCUGUGGGAAGACAGAGGUAGUACGCCUGCUACUGGAUAGUGGCAUCAGUGCAGGAGUGAGGAACACCCUGAGUCAAACUGCUCUGGACAUUGUUAACCAGUUCACCACCACACAGGCCAGCCGAGAGAUCAAGCAGCUACUGAGAGAUGCUUCAGCUGCGAUGCAGGUACGAGCACUGAAGGAUUACUGCAACAACUACGAUCUAACCAGCCUCAACAUCAAAGCUGGAGACAUUAUUACGGUUUUGGAGCAGCACUCUGACGGCCGAUGGAAAGGCUGUAUUCAUGACAACCGCACAGGAAAUGACCGGGUGGGGUAUUUCCCCUCCAACAUGGUGGAAGUCAUCAAGAGGGCAGGUGACCACCCACAUCACAGCGGUCACUCCCCCUCCCAGCAGUGCCACACCCUCCUGCUCCGCAGGCCCAACCCCUGUCCCAUUGCCUCGGUCAACGGACAUUCAUACCCCCCCACCAAAGUCCUCCCUCUGCAUCUGCCUCCCCCUCCAUCCCCUCACCCCAGCACACAGUCCCUACCUCGGUUCUCCUCCUUUGGGUACGUUCCACUUCCCAUUUCUCCUCCUUCUCUCUCGACUCCUCCUCUGUCCACUCCUCCUCCUCCUCCUCCUCCUCCUCCUCCUCCUCCUCCUCCUCUCUCCACUUCUCAGGAGCAGCAAAGUCAGACAGGUUCACGAACUGCCGAGUUGAGUCCUCAAGGCUCUCCCACUUUGGGCCAUCAGAGCAGCACCAGUGAGGAUAUCUGGGUGCUACGCAAACCACUCUCAGGUGGUGAACGCAGUGGCAGUGUGGGAAGCAUUGGCAGUGCUCGGUCAUCAAGCAGCCUGCAGAGCUCUGGGAACACACAUGUUCUCACCACACCUGCACCCAGUCCACACCCGGCACCCACACCAGGAGUCAACACACACGGCCUUAACGCUCCAGGCCUGAACGCACAAGCUGAAGGGGUCAAGCUCCUGGCCACCGUGCUGUCCCAGUCAGUAAAAGCCAAAGAGCAUCUCUUGGAGCAGUCGCAGUCUGUUGAGCAGUCAGCGAGCUCCGCCAGUUCCACAGUUCAUGAACAGCGGUCAUUUGAGCGCAAGGCAGAGGAGGAUGAUGGGAAAAAGCAGGCAGUAGUGGCGUGGCUGGGUGAGUUUCAGCUGCAGUUCUACACCACCCACUUCCUCACCGCGGGAUAUGAUCUAGACACCAUUAGCCGCAUGACCCCUGAGGACCUGACAGGGAUUGGGGUCAUGAAGCCUGGGCAUCGGAAGAAGUUAACAUCAGAGAUCAGCAAGCUGCCCUCCACAGACUGGCUGCCAGACCACAAGCCUGCCAAUCUAGCAGACUGGCUGUCUCACCUGGGUCUUAGUCAGUACUACCAGGUUCUGGUGCAGAAUGGGUAUGAAAAUAUUGACUUCAUCUCUGACAUCAGCCUCGAGGAUCUGCAAGAGAUUGGCAUUACUAAGCUUGGCCAUCAGAAGAAGCUGAUGUUGGGAGUGAGGAGACUGAAAGAGCUACAGAGAGGAGAAAGUGGCUUGGAGCCUCCUCAGAGCCCCUCUACACCUCCGUCCAGCCCAGGAGGCAGCUCAGAGCCGAGGAGGGAGGCGAGGAUGCAGAGGGACGGUGCACCCAGCCCCCUAGCCAAACCUCGCCCAGGUCUCAAUCUUUCACAGACCCCUCCCCACACACCGACGCAAACUCCACCACAAACCCCACCACAUGCUCGCACCCAGCAGGCCUCCCCCAGGGCUCGGCCGCGUCCCUCCACCCAGAUGGCAGCAGUGGAUUCAUCGGUGCCGCUGCUCCGCCUGCCCAGUGAGGAGGAAGACCGACGGAGAACUCACAGUCUAACUGGCUCAGAAACAGACUCUAGAUACGCCACUGUGUGCCGCAGCAGCUCCUCACGUACUGCCGCCCCUAAUGAUGUCACUGUUAACCGCAGCCAAUCAUCUGUCACACUCCGUCCCCGCCGAAAAGGUCGGCCCCCGACGCCACCUAAACGGUCCUGUUCUUCCAUUACCGGGGGUGAUGGGGAAGGAGAAGGACAGGGGGAGGGGCUCCUAGGGCUGCCAACCUAUCGUGAACGGCGAGCCAGUGACUGUGGCAGCCUGGGAUCAGCUCUAAGAGCUCAGGACUCAGCGGGCCUGGAGAGAUCAGAGGGGGCUUCUGGGAGUGUGCGCAGCCUUGCCGCCAUGCUGGAGACAACCAUUGUGGGUGGAGCCAAAACCCUGCCAAGGAAUCUGGGAAGCAGCACCAGCUACCUGCAGGUGAGUCCGCCUAUGCUUCGUCGCCAGACUGGCGCAGGUGGACUUGGAUCUGAGGAGGAUGAUGUCCUAAGUCGACGCAGGACCAUCAGUGGACUAGAGGGCCUUCCUGGUGAUCAGACUGGCCUUCCACCCCGUCAACCAGCCCAGAAACGUCCAGAGCCUCGGCCCCGCUCCAUUGUCGUCACCUCGACAACAGAAAUUACAGAUGGUACAGCAACACUCCGGAGGAAGGCUCGUCCUCUGGCGACAGACUCCGAAGCAUCUGCGAACGUGUCCACCACUGUUGUCACCAUGACAACUGGUUCUGACACCAUACGCAGGAGACCACGCACAUCUGAGCACUCAGAAAUUGUCAGCCAAAGCAAUAACCAAUCAGACUCUCCCAGCAGUCAAACAGAUGGCGGCUGGAAAAACGGAGGCGAGCCGCAGCAGAACGGCGGCGUGGUCCUGAGGCGGAGGCCGGUGUCUGAGGUCUCUGAUAGGACAGAGGCCAGCAGGGAGAGCUGUGAGUGGAUGGAGGCCAGGAAAUCUCUGAAGCCACCUGUCUCACCCAAACCAUCCACAGUCACCCUGAAGAAGGCACCAGCUGAUCCCCCAACCCCGACUCGCAGGGUCCCCAUACCUGGUCCUGAUAAUACUGAUACAGCACAGAGCCCAGAUCCGAAGCGUGUCCCUCCUCCUGUGUCCCCGAAACCCCGCGGACCUCCAACAGCACCCAAACCAGGCAAAACAAUAGUAACUUCAGCUACCAUGAGCCCAAGUCCAGUUGCUACCAGCCCAGCUGAAGCUAGCCCUACUCCAGCCACCAAACCCAUCCCCUCUCCGCUCCCUGCCACCCCUCUUCCAGCCCCCGACACUCCCUCUGCUCCCUCCCUCUCUCCGGGACUCCCUCUUACCUCCCCUUCUCCAGCCCAGAGUCCCUCCACCCCCUCGCCCCACCCUGUCAAACCCCCUCGCUCUUCCAUCGCUGGCCUCUCCAUUGAUCUGCUGGGAGGACGGGAGGUCGAGGAGGAAGAGGAAAGGAGGAGAGAAGAAGAGGAGAGGAGGAGAGAGAGGGAGCAAAAGAAGCACAAAGAGCAGGAGGAGGAGGAGAGGAAGAGAGCAGAGGAAGAGAACCUAAGGAGGGAAGGAGCGACAGAAGAGGUGGAGAGUCAAGUAAAGGAAGAAGAGCAGGUGGAGGAAGUGGAGGAGGAGUCGCAGCAUCGUUUGGAGGAGACCAACGCCUCCUUGGCUGCAGCUUUGCAGGAAGUAGAACAUAAAAUGAAAAACGAGGAAGCACAAAAUGACUCUCUUUCCAGCAAAAAGACGACCGUCUCCAUCUUGGACGACAUCGGCAGCAUGUUUGACGACUUGGCAGACCAACUGGAUGCAAUGCUCGACUGAUCUCCUGCCCAAGUCUCAUUUCCAACAAGCCCUUUCCCUCUCCCCGAUCAUGUGUAGGUGUAUCAAGAAAAACUCUCCCAACGCUGCUUGCUGGCGCUCUGAGUGUGUGCGUGUGUGUUUGAGCGGGCUUGUCCCUCCUGCGCGAGCACUUCUCAUGUAGCCUUGUACAGUGUACUGAAGAGGGGGUCCUCUCCGUCUGGUGCAGUAGCUCUAGUGCACCUCCCGAUGCGAGGAGGCUGCUCCCACACAACCUGUGACCUCUGCAGCCCAGCGAGUUAUCGCCCAGCCUCAGACGGCUGUGUGGACCGAGAAGCACAAUCAUUUUCCUCAUUGUUUUAUCUCUACAGACUCUGACUAGGACAGAGACGCUUACUCAGUCAGACAGGAAGACAGAUAAGCAUAUUGCUUGCAAAAAUAAGCACAUACACUGACUGACUGACUGACAGGCAGACAAACAGACAGGCAGAUAGAUAGAUAGGUAGAUAGAUAAGAUGCAUACAGAUGAGAUACCAGAGAGAAUUUUUAAAAAGCACAUGGAAAGACAGGCCGCUUUCUGAGUCUGUCUCACUCCUGCGAUGUCAAACGGAUGCAUUUUUCCAGAUGAAUCGUAGCCUCUAUUUCUCUUCUGUAUGAGUGGAGGAUUGUGGUUAGCCGGACUUCCUGCCCUGUGUGUCGUCUCUGUUCACGUUGUUGUUGUUGCUGUUGUUGUGUUAUUGUUGCCGUUGUUGUCGUUACGAGUGUGUGUAGUCCCUGCUGAUGCUCAUGUCAAUGUCCUCCCACUCGUACAGUAGUUAUCCUAAAGAUCAGAACGACGAUAUAGAUGUGUGUCCAUGAGUUUUGAAACACUCACACACACGCGCGCACACAAACACACACAUACUCUCUCUUGCACACAAACACAAACACCAACACAAACACACACACACACACACACACACACACACACACACAGACGCACACACACACACACACAUUCAUAUUACAUUGGUUUUAAUCUUGCUGGUGUUCUGCUUUGUUGGUGUUUAGCUCCAUCUAUGGAGGUUUGCUUGGAAAUGAAUCUACACACACAUCACACUUACACACACAUACACACAAAUACACACACACAUCACACAUGCAAAGACACAUAUAUAUACAAGCACACUCAUGCGGUGUAUCCCUUUUGUCCUGCUGCAGUGAACAGUGUUUUUAAAAGAUAAUCCUAUAUUUCAAUGCUUUAUAUAGUAUAUCCAGUAUACAUACAUAGAGUUUAUAAUAUAUCUGGGUAUUUGAGCUGUUAGAGCUCCCUCUAGUGUUGGUUAGUGAAACUGCCUCUAAUCUGCCCACCUUCCAUCUUGUCUUCCCCCCUUUUUAUCUCCCUCUGUGUCUGUUUUGUUAACUCUGCAUCUCUCUGUGCCUUGGUAGUGUUCUUUCAUAUAUUCAAAAUUACUUUUUUUUGGUCUUUUUUUUUCUUGCUUUCCACUCAAAAAUGUUUAACGGUUUCUGUUUCCUUAUGAACUCGCGCUCCUCGUGUGUCCGUGAUGUCAAAAGUAGCUUUUUUUGGUUGUGAGUCCUAUAUGAUCCCUUAAAUCAGUCGCCCUGUCUGCAGUCCUUCUGUAACCAUUGAGAAGCCUCAUACGAGCCCAUAUAAGCCGCCCCUGUAAGCUGUAAUAAAUUGGCUCCGCUUCUCCUCGGCUCCCCAGUUUUCAGUGGUCCCCCCCAUGUAGGCCAGAUAGUGGGUCAACCACAAAGUGUUCAUCCUGAUGAAGAGUCCACUUUUAUUUUUAUGCUCUUUGAAAAAUAAAGAUAUAUUUGAGAGACAGAUGGUUCUAUGUGAAUAAUGACGAUAUUAAUUAUAAACAUUGACUGGAGGUGAGCUGAUUGAGCCUGUACAUUUAUGGUUGAAUUCUGGAUGUGUUGUGACGGCUGUUGUGCCAUGGUUGGGUUUAGGUUGUGUUUCUGCUGUGACGAUGCA